AUGAACCUGGCCCACACCACGGUGCUCCUGUGGGCGUGGGGGAGCCUCCAGGCCUUUGAAAUAGUGGAGAAAGAGAACAUCUUUCAGAGGACCCCCUGCCCAGCUUUCCUGAUGUUUGACAACGCGGCCUACCUGGCCGACAUGAGCUUCGAGCUCCCCUGCCCCUGCAAGCCGGAGGAGGUGUCCGCUGUCGUCUGGUACUAUCAGAAGCACCUGGGCAGCAGCCACACCAAAGUGCUGACGGACUUCGAUGGGCGGGUGCUGACGGAGGCAGCCCAGGUGCGCGUGGGCAGCGACAUGCUGGUCCGCUUCAGCAUCCGCAUGUUCAGCCUCUUGGUCUUCCGGGCGCAGCCAGAGGAUUCCGGCUUGUAUUUCUGCGGCACCCGCAAGGGGGACUACUUUUACGCCUACGACGUGGACAUCCAGAGCAGUGAGGGGAUGGUGGCUACCUUCAAGGACCAGGGCCAGGAGCCCUUGGAAGACGAGUACCACGGGAGCCUCCGCGUCUUCACCACCUUCUGGGAGUGGACCCCCUGCGACCGCUGCGGGGUGCGCGGGGAGCAGUGGCGUAUCGGUCUGUGCUACCUGCAGAGCCCGGACCUCUCUCCCCGCUACCGCAAGAUACUGCCCAACGUGGUGUCUUGUGGUUCGAGGGCUGUGCCCAGGCAGCUCCGGGCCAAGGCCAGCGACCACAACCCUGAGCUGCUGGUUCGGAGCUGCCUGAUGCCCUGCGAGAAGAAGAAGAAGGUCCAGGAGGGCGUGAUGGCCAUCUUCAACUAUGUGUCCAAAGUGGGCAGUCGGCCCUGGUUGCCCCAGGUGCCCAUUCAGUUCCACCAGCAGAGGCUGGGUCAUGGACUCAUCAUCUCCUGCCCCGGAGCCCGGCCAGAGCACGCCGUGGCCUGGGACAAGGACCACCAGUACCUCUACCGCACGCAGUACCUGAAGGGCGUCAAUGGAUCCAUGAGGGUGUUCAUCGACCACGGCAACCAUCUCCACAUCCGCUUCACCCAGCUGGAAGACCGGGGCAUCUACUAUUGCUGGCGGCAGGGCGAGCGCAUUGCUGGGUUCCGACUGGGCGUGACAUCUCCAGGUCGCUACCCGGUCUCCUUCUCCGACCCCGAGACUCGGGCCGCCCUGGGGCUCAUUCUGAUAGGCUACAUGCUUAUCACGGUCAUCUUUAUCAGCAUUCACCUUUGUCGUUGCUGCUGUUACUUAUUCCGUUUUUGUCCCAACUUCUUCCCUAGGCUUUCUCUCCCCUAG
Budorcas taxicolor (takin) is the source of this 1260-nucleotide messenger RNA. It is a transcript of the gene FAM187A, whose product is annotated as family with sequence similarity 187 member A. The transcript has a single exon. NCBI's taxonomy places the organism in Eukaryota, Metazoa, Chordata, Mammalia, Artiodactyla, Bovidae. Bases 1 to 1260 code for a protein of 419 amino acids. The record is from RefSeq and is a predicted model, not a curated record.